Opisthorchis viverrini is the source of this 3889-nucleotide messenger RNA. RefSeq lists its product as hypothetical. The record is from RefSeq and is a predicted model, not a curated record. Gene Ontology annotation, molecular function: mRNA binding. Bases 1 to 1305 code for a protein of 434 amino acids. Gene Ontology annotation, cellular component: nucleus. The transcript has 8 exons. Lineage: Eukaryota; Metazoa; Platyhelminthes; Trematoda; Opisthorchiida; Opisthorchiidae. Gene Ontology annotation, biological process: regulation of RNA splicing; mRNA processing.
AUGUUGGAUCUUCGAGAAUUCUCCAUGGGCAUGUUCUCCGAUGAACCGCUGCGUAUCGGUGAACACAAUAUUGAUGUGUCAUUUAGCACAUCAAAGCAUGUAAUGCAACGCGCCAGCUCAAAGGAGACCUCACCCGAUCCUUCAGAUCCUUUGUCAACAGUGAAUCAUGUACUUUUGUACACCGUAUUCAACGUCCAACAUCCAGUGACUCUGAAGGUCAUUCAUCAGAUAACCUCCAUGUUCGCCGAAGUUGUCCGUAUUGUCAUGUUCCGAAAGUCCAACAUUCAGGCAAUGGUUGAAUUCAAAUCGGUAGAAGAUGCCCGUCGAGUGAAACAGAAUCUGAAUGGAGCUGACAUCUAUUCUGGAUGUUGCACGCUAAAAGUGGACUAUGCCCGACCCACCCGCCUCACGGUCAAGCGGAAUGAUGAGGAUACGUGGGACUUUGAAAACAAUGGAGCUACGGACGCGGAGCCUGACGAUUCAUUCGGGUCAUCCAGGCGUAUGCACGGCUCAUUGCUAGGUUCUUAUCCCAAGCAUGAUAUGGGACCGCCACAUGCCAAUGGCAGUUUUCACACUCCUAGUUUUCAAACUCCUCCCGGGCGAAGUCUGAUGCGCUUGCCGGUGACUCCUGAUAGUUCGCGUUAUCAUCCACAUCCGCCAACUCCAGUCGCUAUGGUUUUCAAUUUGAAUCCGGAUGAGAUGAAUUGUGAACGCUUGUUCAAUCUGUUUUGUCCAUACGGGAACGUUCUCCGCGUGAAAUUUCUGCACUCCACCCAGGGAACUGCCAUGGUCGAGAUGGGUGACCCAGAGUCCGUGGAUCGACUGAUGGACAAUUUGAGUGGCUACACGCUGAUGGGAAGCCAACUGGUGAUCCGACGUAGCAAGCAAAACGAGGUACUGAACAAUACGCUACCCCACAAACUGUUCGACGGUUCACCUUCGUUCCAGGACUUCAGCUCGAGUCGGAACAAUCGCUACACCACAAUGGCUUCGGCCAGCAAAAAUCGCCUGUUCAAACCGUCAAGUACUCUACACUAUUGGAACUGCCCGUUGGGUUUCAACCUGGAUGAUAUGCGUGCGAUUUGUGAGAAUUUGCAUGCCCCACUGCCGAGCAAGUUUGCGGCUUACACAAAGGGUAGUGGACGUUCUUCAUCUGGUCUCGUGCAGUGGGACAAUGAGUCUGACGCUCUGGCUGCUCUGGCCAUCGUCAAUCACCAUGAGAUACCCAAUCCUGACGAUGGUCGGCACACGUUCAUCUUGAAGCUGUCGUUUGCCGCCGAGUCUAUUCGCGAUACCAACCAUUAGAGGAGUCCGGACGUGUGAUGUGGUGCUCAGUCGAGUCCGAGGAUGUUGAAUAAGCUUCUUGUAAGUUUAUUUUUGUGUGUGUCAGACCGCUUGACGGUUUCAAUUCCGUUCGCCCCAUCAUUCGCACCCGAUCACCACUUCAACUCCAUCCUACUCGCCAUUCAACAACAACAAGCACGCACACACACGUAUCAGGCGAACCAGUAACGUCCCCACUUCACUUCACAACACUGUUGCUAUUCAAGCUGUCUGUUUCAUCCUGUUUGCUUACGUUUUUAUUGCUAAUUCACUCACAUAUGUGUUUGUCCCUUUUUCCAACUGCGUUCUUUUGCAGGCCCACGUCGUUUAGUUCACCUCGUCUUGCAGUGGCGUGAAGAUCGGUUUCUUUUGACAUCUAGUAUCCAUUCUAAAGAAUGAUGGCACCACGCGACGGCCGAUGUGGCAUGAGAGGAUUGUUAGUUGUGUAUGUCAUAGUUGUACGAAGGCUGGGAUACUGCCAGGGCGCUCACACCUAGACAGGAGGACGAUUAGGGUCCUGAACCAAGCCUUUGGCUCAAAUAGAGCAGAUAGUAUGUUCGUGAGACUUCCAAUGGGAGCUCUCCUACCUAUGAUUAGCCAACUGCGGUUACUGCUUUCUGUUGAAGGUUGCAAUGGCGGUGGUUGAUAACACAUUCAUAGCGGCUAGUCCGGCGGUGAUCCAAAGUCGCACAAACCUAGAUUUGAACAGCGGCGCUUACCCCUUUGUUUGUGAUACUCUUAGUUUAGCACAAAACCGAGGUAAGGUACUUGUACGCCUGACCUGAUCACCACCAUAUUGUGCAAUUUGAUCGAUUCGUUUGUUUCAACGGUUUCGGAGCUGGAAGCCGGCUAGAGGUCCCGGGCGAGGACUCCGACCAAACCACAGACUAUCAAGCAGUGUCUCAAGCCACUUUUGACAUCUUUCAGCUAUUGCCACCAUGAAGAUGUCACACAACUUCAUAAGAGACGGAUUCACACGGCAGCUGUCAUAACCCGGGUUCUUUCGUGCUCUGGAAUGUGUCCCUACUUGGGUUUUGUCGGGUUCCAAUUGUACCUCUGCUAUCAAGAUAGUCGAUCGUCGUGGUCCUCCUCAUGACGUAAUAAGCAGUAGUGGGGCCGCUGGUGUACAUGCGAUGGCACAGCCCCGGUAGGGCAACGACAAGCCCCAGUUUAGGGCUUCUGCUACCGACCAAGAGGUCUCUGGCUGCAAUUCCGCGACAAGCCUUUCCAAAGUUCUUGUCGUCACUCAAAUAAACUGGCAACAUCUGUGCCAGCGGCCCUUGUCCGGUUGUUCUGCAGUUAUGCACCGAACAAAUGCCCCGACCGAACAGUCUUGUAUCUACCCAGCAUUUUACUCCGUGCUCAUUUCAUUCUCGAGCAAGCUUUCAAUGCGUUUGGCGACUUCUGGCUCUCUCCUUCCAGCUGAUUAGUGAGGAGAUUAGAACAGGGUUCCCUAUAGUCGGUACGUCUGGCGUCAUACUGCUGCCAGAAUGGAUGGACUACUGGAGACAGUCACAAAUUCUAGUGGGAGGCAAUGCAUGCUGAAAAAUUUUUGUCCUUAUUGGAAAUUAUCGGCAGUGUGCAUCUGACCAAACUCCGGAGAGUUUGGUUAAACCGCGACCUCUUGGUUAUUGGCUCUGAUACCGUUCAGCUGAUCGACAUUUUAGCCCUCGUGCUUUCUUCAGGUGGCAUGGCAGCUAAGCUGAACAGUUAUCUAUUAUUCAACUGAUCAACUGUGCAAUUAGUUCGCACUUAGACAGGUUACAGUGUCGUUCGUCCCUCGGUUAUGGAAUCCACAUCACGCGAGGUACGCACUGCUCAUGCUUCGCCAUAAGGGUGGAAUUGCCACACUGUCGUUGAUGGGCGAAUUCUGAUAUGACAAUGGGACUCAUAUCAAUGGGGAGACUAGGAUAGGAAGCAACCUAAGCCAUAUUCGGGAUGCUUGCGCGCUUAACUAGGCCAUGUCGGUCAAUGUCCGUAUGUCUGUCUUGUUUCAAGGUCACUUUCCAUCCAGACGGCAGACACCAAACCAGCUGAGGUCACGUGUUAUAAGUUACGUACCACGCGGAUCGCCCCCAUGCCGUCCGCAUUCUGAACGUGCUAGGAACAAGAGGAUUCCUCAGGGAAGCUGGUCUGGCAGCGUGUCAAGCAAGCCAUCAGUUCAUUCCUCCGAUGACAGUAGGUCUAAUUCAGCCAUUAUGUCAACCGAACCCUAAGUGUUCCGAAGAUACUGCUUUGGAACUCUCUCACGAACCUGACCCGCUACAGUGUUGCAGACAAACUGACGUCACAUCUAUACCCGGGAUUCUGCCGGUUCGAAAGGCCGUUUCGACCCUCUCCAUCAGUUCGCUUUCAGCUAGAUUAUCGGGACUGAUGCAGCUACUCUGGUAAGUGAACCUGUCCACCACCGCUAUCCACUCACCUUCAAGCAUGGGUUCGGUUUUGAUCUUAUCUUUCAGCAGCUCUUCGCAGUUGGUGGAUGUGAAGUAUAUUAACAAGCAUUUCAACAGAGUCAACUCCUAGAACUACACUGCUUGUUGCAGUCUCGUUCCCCUGUUUUUUUUUU